AAAAAAGAUGGCUACCGAUAUCAAUGUCGGUGAUACAGAACAUAAGAAAAUAAGAAUAUCACCUGUUACAACUUUUAGAACGCCUGCAACGUCAGAAAAAUCUGAUAAUACGAACUCUCAGGAGGAUCACAACUCUGAGCCUCAAGACGUCGAGUUUUAUGAUGGUGGAGAGGGUGAAGGAGAGGACUUGGAGGAUGGACUCAAAGAUCUGAUGGGUCGGCUUGGUCGCAUAGGAUUACGAACACCGUCUCCCAUUUUGGAAGUAUACGCCCCUGAGAGGUUCCCUGCCUCUUAUAAGGAGAACGAUGAAAAGGAGAUGAAAGCGAUUCAAUACUGCAAGAACUUCCUGAAACAGUACAACCACCUGUGCUACACUCGGAGGCCUCUCUUCCUGAAGCCUCGCAACGAGUUUGGAGUCAAGAAACUAGUCUGCACUACCAUAGUGCCUACACAGCUGCCAUUUUAUGAGCUUCUAGACUGGCCUAACAUCGCCGAGUUUCUCGCUGGCUAUCUAAACUACAUCAAACUGAAGCCUCCGAGUGAGCUUCCUCAAACUCUGCACGCACCCCAGUCAGUCCUGGAGAGGUUGUACGGACACUGUUUUGAAUACAGCACUGUCCUGUGCAGCAUGCUCAUUGGCGCCGGAUAUGACGCGUUCGUGGUCAGUGGGUACGCCACGAGAGAGGUCUGCCGCCGAGACCUGUCCUACACAAUCUGUCCAUUCGUGGAACAAGAUCAGAUUAAAUUCACAGCGGCCAUCGCCAAAAACAUCUCUCGUUACACGAUCCGGCCACCACGCUGGGUGCAAAGCGAGUACGAACUGCGCAUGGCCAAGAAGUCGCAUGCUAUAAAGAAAGAAGAGGAGGACAGCAGACGUAAAGUGGAAGAGAGGGCAAGGGAGCUGAAUGAAGCUCCGCCCCCAGAUGAACUAGAAGGUCGCAGAGUUCAUUCCUGGGUCAUGGUCUUGAAAGGUCGACGAGACGUUCAGGAGACGUUCUUCAUUGAGCCCAGCACCGGCGUGGCUCACCCGACGUCUUGGGAUCAAUACCUCCGUAUAGAGUCCUUAUGGAAUCAUUUGAAUUACUACGUGAAUAUGAAUGAAACCCUGGACGUUGCAAGCUUGAACUACGACAUUGGAGACAGCCGUCACUGGGAGUAUGUGUUUGCUGGUCAAGACCUACACAUUCACUACACGGCAGAUGAGGCAAGACACAAGAAGGCCGCUCUGGCCUUGAUGGGAGACAACUGCCCUGAUGAGCUAUUUUUAGAUUUACCUAUGUCCUGGUGUCUGCCUCUGAAAAUAUCACGAGAUGAUUAUGAUCGGAAGUACCCGACAGGCAAACGAUCCCGACGCUACAAGUACACAAUUUUGGAGGAUUUCUGCCCGUACCUAAAUCCCGACGGAAUGGUGCGCAAACUUUAUGUGUACUCAAAUCUCGCGUGUACGGACAUCUCCUACACUAUUUGUUACUUCGCUGACCGUUCGGACCGCCUGGAGAGUAGAUUCUUUCAUCAACAGACUGGAAAAAUUAUAGAGAAAUUCAGCGAAGGGAGAGACGACUUCCUUCUAGAGCACCACUACUACGCUUUCCGGAUAGAGUCUGAGAACUCCAGGCUGAUGAUCUUCACCGAAGGGAAGAGAACGGACGAGCUGUACCGUCGAGAGGAAGAUGCCAACUACAUCAGAAGCUACUACAAGAACAGAUCCGAUAGAAAAACGUUCAAGGAGUCCAGAUUCGGGCCGGAGGGUAGAAUUCUGGAGAGCCCCAAGAUAUUGCUGCCUAACCCCAGGCCCAUUGAAGCUAUAAUUGAGACGUUCGAGAGAAAUCCGAAUGUUCCCGCCAACAGCGACAUCGCCAUGGUGACCUUCAACUUGGCCACAGACGAGAUUGAGAUUGAGUAUCACGUGGACGACAACAGCAUCUUCGGAAGCACUCGGCACUUCACGAAGCCGCCCAACUGGUGGGACGAGACCCAGGUCCUGAACUGGUCCCCAGAACUGCACAGUAGUUUCGAGGCCAAUUAUUUGACCAAACCAAAAAGUGAGCUGGAGCUGUAUGAGAUGUUGAUUGGUUUGAUGAAGAUGGAGUCGAAGACAAGGGACAUGACUCGAAUGGUGGAGAAGGAGAUCAGGCACAUACUGAAAGUCAGGAACAGAGAGGAAGAGAAACUGGAACUGGUCAGGACCUAUGUCCAGGCAGACAGAGACCAGGCCUUGCGUGAAGUUAGGCUUAAACUAAAGGCUCAGGGCAAGGCUGCCAGGUAUAUGUCCAAGCAGGACAUUCUGAGGGACUAUCUGGAGCCCUUCAUGCACCGAGUCGGUCUGGACGAGAUAACCAACAAGAAGCAAGCUGUCCGGGUCAAGGACGACUGUCUUCGUGACCUGAAGGAGGCAUUGAUUAAUCAGGCUUCAAUGAUUAAGGAACAAUUUAUGAAGGAGACGAAGAUCAUUGAGAACUCGCAGAAGAUGUACCACGAGCAGUUUACCACCCUUAGUUCGACAGAAGUCCAGGAGUACAAGUCCUACCUGUUACAGCACAUGUUCAUAGCUCACAUCCUGGAGCAGAGACUGGUCAAUCUGAAAGAAUACGCCCCUGUCAAAUAUCAGGAACUCUACGACAGGAUGUUGAAAGACAAGAGACUGGAACCUUUCCUUAUCUAGGUUUUUUUUCUAUCCAAGUUGAGUUUUAACAAGAAACACUCUGCUGAAGUCGCAAUUUUUUAUAGUUCUUAAAAUUUUGACCUGUUGUUUUUUAAAUAACGAGAAUUUUAGAUUUCAUAGUAAAACUGUGAAUCGAAAACAAAUGUUGAAACUUUUACACAAUAACAGUUAUUGCUCGAA
This is a messenger RNA of Biomphalaria glabrata, 2842 nucleotides long. Its product is annotated as dynein regulatory complex subunit 7-like. Bases 8 to 2662 code for a protein of 884 amino acids. Gene Ontology annotation, biological process: flagellated sperm motility. Gene Ontology annotation, cellular component: motile cilium. The record is from RefSeq and is a predicted model, not a curated record. Lineage: Eukaryota; Metazoa; Mollusca; Gastropoda; Planorbidae. The transcript is spliced from 18 exons.